Molecule: messenger RNA, 3344 nt
Organism: Anoplopoma fimbria (sablefish)
Lineage: Eukaryota; Metazoa; Chordata; Actinopteri; Perciformes; Anoplopomatidae
Gene: kcnj2a
Product: potassium inwardly rectifying channel subfamily J member 2a
Exons: 2
Coding region: 386-1669 (427 amino acids)
Biological process (GO): regulation of monoatomic ion transmembrane transport; potassium ion import across plasma membrane
Cellular component (GO): plasma membrane
Molecular function (GO): inward rectifier potassium channel activity
Source: RefSeq, a predicted model, not a curated record
CUCCGGAGAUGUGAGGGACGAGGUUCAAACUUCAAACUUUAUCCUGCUCCAAAAACAAAAACAACAAGCGCGCGGGAAACGACUUCGAGGCUCGCGGCUGGAUUAUAUUUUAACAUGCAUCCGGUCUCCAGAUGAGCAACAGAUGAACUCCAUGAGGUCCAGUCAGCUGACGAAAGAGGAGUGACCACUUCACCCUCCUCCUCCUCCUCCAUCUACGUGCCAUUGAGGCUACAGAGGCGCCCUUUCGGCCCGCCUCAUUAUCGUCACCAUUUCCUCUCCUAGUUGGACCCCCAGAAGUGCUUCAAAACUGUUUCUCCAACGCUUUUUCCAGAAACUUAGACUGUUUUCCAAAGCAGAAGCAGCACAGCCCUCCCAGACUGAGGUGAUGGGAAGCGUGCGAGCCAGCCGCUACAGCAUUGUGUCAUCAGAGGAGGACGGCAUGAAGCUCGCCACUAUGGCGGUUUCCAGCGGCUACGGGAACGGCAAGAGCAAGGUGCACACGCGGCACCAGCCGCAGAGCCGGUUCGUGAAGAAAGACGGCCACUGCAACGUGCAGUUUGUCAACGUGAGCGAGAAGGGCCAGCGGUACUUGGCCGACAUCUUCACCACAUGCGUGGACAUCCGCUGGCGGUGGAUGUUCAUCAUCUUCUGCCUCGCCUUCCUCCUGUCGUGGCUGUUCUUUGGCUGCAUUUUCUGGCUGGUGGCCAUCUUCCACGGCGACUUGGAGAACAAUGGCCAGAAGUGCGUCUCCAACGUGAGCAGCUUCACCGCUGCCUUCCUGUUCUCCAUCGAGACGCAAACCACCAUUGGCUACGGCUACAGAUACGUGACGGACGAGUGCCCGGUCGCCGUCUUCAUGGUGGUUUUCCAAAGCAUCGUGGGCUGCAUCAUCGACGCUUUCAUCAUUGGCGCCGUUAUGGCGAAGAUGGCGAAACCCAAGAAGAGAAACGAGACUUUGGUUUUUAGCCAUAACGCCACGGUGGCCAUGAGGGACAACAAGCUCUGCCUGAUGUGGCGUGUGGGCAACUUAAGGAAGAGCCACCUUGUGGAGGCGCACGUGCGGGCGCAGCUUCUGAAGUCCCGGACGACGGCAGAGGGGGAGUACAUCCCCCUCGACCAGAUGGACAUAGAUGUCGGCUUCGACAGCGGAGUCGACCGCAUCUUCCUGGUCUCCCCCAUCACCAUCGUCCACGAGAUCAACGAGGACAGCCCCUUCUACGAUAUGAGCAAACAGGACCUGGAGACCUCUGAGUUCGAGAUCGUGGUCAUCCUGGAGGGCAUGGUUGAGGCGACCGCCAUGACCACACAGUGCCGCAGCUCCUACAUUGCCGGCGAGAUCCUCUGGGGCCAUCGGUUCGACCCGGUGCUCUUCGAGGAGAAGAACUACUACAAGGUGGACUACUCACGCUUCCACAAGACGUACGAGGUGCCGAGCACCCCGCUGUGCAGCGCCAGGGACCUUGCAGAGAAAAAAUACAUCCUCUCAAACUCCAACUCCUUCUGUUACGAGAACGAGAUGGCGCUGGAGAACAAAGAGGACACGGAUGAGGGGAACGGGGGCAGCGUCGGGCCCGACGGCACCCAGACAGACAACAUCUCUGAGACCGAACACAGCCAGGCCACGGUGCCGCCGGAGCCCCGGCCUCUGAGACGAGAGUCAGAAAUAUGACUGUUCGGAGCUAAGACCUCACGCGAGGGAUUUUUCUAAAAAAAAAAAAAAAAAAAUCACCUCUCUGCUCCGAAGGGCACAACGAGCCGAGCUGGGCCUUUUGGGUAGAGGACAAGCUGAACGGUACUGCUGUAAGGGGGGCGGCAAAGGUUUAGGACUUUGUAUGCAAGGGUCUGCUUGGCUGCAUACAGUAUGACAAAACACGGCACUAUGAACCAUGUGCAUAUUGCAGGAAGAAUUCUCCACGAAGGCCCCAUGAAUGUGUGCUCAGUGUCGGGUGACCGCAGCACGACCGGAGAGGAAAGGAGCUUGUUGAGGACUUUGAAAACGUGCAGGCAUGUCUCAGUUUGUCUGUCCGGCAUGAAUAAGACACUUUCACAAAAGGGUUUUCUUUUUUUUUAUAGUUAGAACAUGUUCGCAAAGUGCUGCUAGAAAAAAAGUUUAACUGUGUGCCUUCUCAUAGAACCAAAGAGAACACGAGCGGUCGAUGUCUGGAACAAAGAAGGUACACGUAGAGUAUUUUGUUCACGAGCUGGUCUCACAGAGGUCUGAAUAAACCGCACCGAAACAUUUCUGAAUGCAAAGAAGUCUCCUGCUUUGUCCUUUUUAUGCAGUUUUCGAUCUAAGAGACUGUUCAUUGCUGGUCAGACCGAUAGACACAUGCCUGCUCAUGUCAAGAGACGGAGUAUUAACGGCAUCAAACUGACAGAAGAAUCACUAAUUUAAACAGAGACCGGGGUAAAUAUGAGAAUCUGAAUGUUCUUAAAAGUGCUGCUAUGAUGUUGCUUCUUUUUAUUUCUUUUUUUUUUUAUUUUUUACGAUUGAUAAAUAAGAUACCAGAGAGUAUUAUUAUCAUAGAUAUGUGUUUCUUAAAAACAACACCUUCUUAGAUUUGGUACAGAGAAGUAGAAACGUUUAGGUUUGUUUUUCAAGAAUGUGUGUACAGUUUUAUCUUUUUUAUUUUUUUUAACUUUUUUAUCUUGAGCCACUUCAUCAAGCCUUAAUCUGGAAAAGGGAGAAAGUGAAGAUGUAUAAAUCCACCAAAGUGGCAAAGGCUUUACUACACAGGACGGUAAACAGGAAGCAGUAGCUCUGUUGUGUUUGAACUAAAAACAACAACGCACUGAUGUUAUGGACGAUUUUUAAGCGUCAACUUGAACCACAAAGUUGAUUUUUAUUUUUAUUUUUUUUAUCCAAACUUGCUUUUCAAAAGGCAAUAAAAUAUGAUGAAAUCUCCUUUCUAAUAUCUGAAUCUGAUACAGUGUUAUGAUUGGAGAUUGUAUGAAUUAGUUUCUUGCAAAAAUAUCAAAUCAAAGUAAAAACAUUUUCUAUCCCUUUUUUUUAAGCCGUUAUCAUCGUCUCUUUCAUUCCCUGUUGUACUGCUUCUGUUUUACUUGAGGAUGGGGGAUCCGAGAGCGUAGUUCGAAGCCAAAUGUACUGUAACCGCGGCGAUUGAGGGUGACUGCACAAGAGUUUGCAUCAAUACAAAUUUAUAUCCUGUAUCCUUAUUUUGUGUGUGUUACUGAAGGCCGUACAUGUGUAAAUACCUCCCUCCCUGUUGCAGUUCUUUUGUACCAGUCUUCCAAAUGUACUGAAAAAAACCACGGAAUGUACAGAUUUUUGUAUUAAUAUUAAUAUUAUUAUUGUACAUGAUAUUAUAUUGUUCUUUUUUCAA